ACUUAAUCUUCAAAUGUUACGAUCUUACAAAUACCUAACCUUCUUUGUUAUCAAAACAAAAUAUAUAAAUAGAUGCAGGUUAAGUAUAUGUUAUAGUUUAUAUUCUUUAUACGUGAUAAUAAUUAUUUGGUUGACAAUUAUGGUACGAAAAUUAAAAUAUCAUGAACAGAAAUUGCUAAAAAAAGUUGAUUUUAUAUCAUGGGAAGCAGAUAAUAAUUUGCACGAAAUAAAAAUUUUAAAACGUUAUCGAAUACAAAAAAGAGAAGAUUAUACGAAAUAUAAUAAAUUGGCACGAGAAAUUCGUGAAUUAGGCAAAAAAAUUAAAGAAAUUGACCCAGAACAUCCAUUUCGAAUAGAGCAGAGUGCAUUAUUAUUAGAGAAAUUAUAUAUGAUGGGACUUAUAGCAACAAAAUGGGAUUUGUCUUUAACACAAAAAGUGAGUGCUAGUUCAUUUUGUAGAAGACGUUUGCCAGUUGUUAUGGUACGAAAUAAAAUGAGCCAAAAUUUAAAAAUGGCUAUACAAUUCAUAGAACAAGGUCAUGUUAGAGUUGGUACAGAAGUUGUAAAAGAUCCAGCAUUUUUAAUAACAAGAAAUCUGGAAGAUUUUGUUACUUGGGUAGACACAUCAGCUAUUAAAAUACAUGUAUUAGAAUACAAUGAUGCUAGAGAUGAUUUUGAUAUGGCAUAAAUAAGAUAA
Messenger RNA from Apis mellifera (honey bee), 697 nucleotides. Its product is annotated as U3 small nucleolar ribonucleoprotein protein IMP3. Gene Ontology annotation, molecular function: structural constituent of ribosome; rRNA binding; snoRNA binding. The transcript is spliced from 4 exons. The record is from RefSeq and is a predicted model, not a curated record. Lineage: Eukaryota; Metazoa; Arthropoda; Insecta; Hymenoptera; Apidae. Gene Ontology annotation, biological process: rRNA processing. Gene Ontology annotation, cellular component: small ribosomal subunit; Mpp10 complex; small-subunit processome. Bases 14 to 688 code for a protein of 224 amino acids.